UCCCAUCUCUCUUCUCCGGCCGGACGCUCCAAUCCCCUCCUCAGGUAGUGAAGCCGUACUCGGCGCAGGCGAAGAUGAGGGAGAUCCUGCACAUCCAGGGCGGGCAGUGCGGGAACCAGAUCGGGUCCAAGUUCUGGGAGGUGGUGUGCGACGAGCACGGCAUCGACCCCACGGGCCGCUACGUCGGCACCUCCGACCUGCAGCUCGAGCGCGUCAACGUCUACUACAACGAGGCCUCCUGCGGCCGCUUCGUCCCCCGCGCCGUGCUCAUGGACCUGGAACCCGGCACCAUGGACUCCGUCCGCACCGGGCCGUACGGCCAGAUCUUCCGCCCCGACAACUUCGUCUUCGGCCAGUCAGGCGCCGGGAACAACUGGGCCAAGGGGCACUACACCGAGGGCGCCGAGCUCAUCGACUCCGUACUCGACGUCGUGCGCAAGGAGGCCGAGAACUGCGACUGCCUCCAAGGCUUCCAGGUGUGCCACUCGCUCGGCGGGGGCACCGGGUCCGGCAUGGGCACGCUCCUGAUUUCCAAGAUCAGGGAGGAGUACCCCGACAGGAUGAUGCUCACCUUCUCCGUGUUCCCGUCACCCAAGGUGUCUGACACGGUGGUGGAGCCCUACAACGCAACCCUCUCGGUGCACCAGCUGGUCGAGAACGCCGACGAGUGCAUGGUGCUCGACAACGAGGCGCUCUACGACAUCUGCUUCCGCACCCUCAAGCUCACCACCCCUAGCUUUGGUGACCUGAACCACCUGAUCAGUGCCACCAUGAGCGGUGUCACCUGCUGCCUCCGCUUCCCAGGACAGCUGAACUCAGACCUCCGCAAGCUUGCUGUCAACCUGAUCCCCUUCCCGCGUCUGCACUUCUUCAUGGUGGGCUUUGCGCCACUCACCUCUCGUGGGUCGCAGAUGUACCGCUCCCUCACUGUCCCUGAGCUCACCCAGCAAAUGUGGGACUCCAAGAACAUGAUGUGUGCCGCUGACCCGCGCCACGGCCGCUACCUCACCGCCUCGGCCAUGUUCCGCGGCAAGAUGAGCACCAAGGAGGUUGAUGAGCAGAUGAUCAACGUGCAGAACAAGAACUCCUCCUACUUUGUUGAGUGGAUCCCCAACAACGUCAAGUCAAGUGUCUGUGACAUCCCGCCACGCGGCCUCUCCAUGGCGUCCACCUUCAUUGGCAACUCCACCUCCAUCCAGGAGAUGUUCCGCCGCGUGAGCGAGCAGUUCACAGCCAUGUUCAGGAGGAAGGCUUUCUUGCACUGGUACACCGGUGAGGGAAUGGACGAGAUGGAGUUCACCGAGGCUGAGAGCAACAUGAACGACCUUGUCUCCGAGUACCAGCAGUACCAGGAUGCCACCGCUGAUGAGGAUGGCGACUAUGAGGAGGAAGAAGAGGCCGAGCAGGAGUAGAUCCAGUUGCCCCCAGUGAUGGUAUCUUGGUUAAUGUGGUUGCGGUAGCUGUCAUGUUAGAGUCUGGUGCUUGUUUGUGUAUCGUGGCAUGUAGUUCGGGUAUUGAGUACUGAGUUGGUCUGCAGGCAUGUUCACUCGAUGCUACCUUUGUGUGAUUUGUUAUGUCGAGCUAGUGG
Molecule: messenger RNA, 1588 nt
Organism: Lolium rigidum
Lineage: Eukaryota; Viridiplantae; Streptophyta; Magnoliopsida; Poales; Poaceae
Product: tubulin beta-1 chain
Exons: 4
Coding region: 75-1412 (445 amino acids)
Biological process (GO): microtubule cytoskeleton organization; mitotic cell cycle
Cellular component (GO): microtubule; cytoplasm
Molecular function (GO): structural constituent of cytoskeleton; GTPase activity; GTP binding
Source: RefSeq, a predicted model, not a curated record